AUGGGGAGGUCGCCGUGCUGCUGCCGCGACGCCGGCGUGAAGAAAGGGCCGUGGACGGAGGAGGAGGACAAGGCGCUGAUGGAGCACAUCCAGAAGCGCGGCGGGAACGUCGGCAGCUGGCGCAGCCUGCCCAAGGCUGCCGGGCUGAAUCGCUGCGGCAAGAGCUGCCGCCUCCGGUGGACCAACUACCUCCGCCCCGACAUCAAGCGCGGCAAUUUCACCGACGACGAAGAGCGCCUGAUCAUCACCCUCCAUGCCAGCCUCGGGAACAAGUGGUCGACGAUCGCGACGCACCUCGAGGGCCGGACGGACAACGAGAUCAAGAACUACUGGAACACGCACAUCCGCAAGAAGCUCAUGCGCAUGGGCGUCGACCCAUUGACGCACCAGCAGCUGCCACCCGACCAGAGCAACCACCACCUCAACGCCACCUCCAUCGCCCACCUCAACGUCACCCACCAGCAGAUGCCGCCCGACCGAAACGGCGCCGCUGCCGCGCUCCUCCCCGGGGCGCUCCUCUGGGCGGUGGCAGCCGCGAGCCUCGGCGGCCUAGACACCGGCGCCCUCAUGCAGGCGCAGCUUCUGCAGCAGCUGCUCCAAGCCAUCGGCUCUAACAACAGCACCACCGGCCUCAUAGCUAACCUGGCUGCAGCAAACACAGUGCUCAACUCAAGCAGCAGUAUCGUUCGGAACCAGAUGAACUACCUGCAGCCGGGUUAUCUCUGCAACACCUCCAAUUUUGCAGAGCAGCACGUGGUGCAGCAGCAGCUGACCAACGAUACGUCUCCAGGGACGAGCUUCUUUGCAGCAGCUGAACUGGCUGAUCAGCUCUGCAACACUGCCGCUUCAUAUGAUGUUGCAUCCGCGGGUGACUGGUCACCGGCGCAAGAGUUUGGCGGCUUGCUGGAGCCCAUGAUGGAGCUGCCCGGGUUGUGCUCUCUCGAGGGUGGCUGUUUCUGGAAGGACAUAUUGGAAGACAGCUACCGUUUAUAGAUGUCUUGUGUAUGAAAAUUUUGUACAGUGUUAGAUCCAUCAUAAUGGUGUACUACAACAUUCAUUGAUUUGUUUGUGUUCA
Messenger RNA from Triticum aestivum (bread wheat), 1075 nucleotides. RefSeq names its product transcription factor MYB34-like. The transcript has 2 exons. Bases 1 to 993 code for a protein of 330 amino acids. The record is from RefSeq and is a predicted model, not a curated record. NCBI's taxonomy places the organism in Eukaryota, Viridiplantae, Streptophyta, Magnoliopsida, Poales, Poaceae.